AUGGAGCGCUUAAUGCCAGGAUUUGAAGUUCUGAUCUCACAAGUGAGAAAAACAGGCGGAUUUUACGUGACCACCAUUGCUCUUUUUAUUUACCACGUUGUGUUUGAUGAAAACUUGAAAUGCUUAUGUAAAAAUGGUGUUAAACCAGAGGUUACUUAUGACCAUUGUCACAUCUACAUGGUGUUGCCAGCUCUGAUCUUGUUUCUCUUGACUCUCUGGAUGGAUGGACAGUUUCAACGUAUCUUGAGAAUGACAUUCAGAUGCAGAUGUAAUUUGUGGGGAAGAAUGUUGGCAAUCCUCAUUAAGGCGGCUGCUAUAGGGUUGCUGUGGGUUGUGUCUGUACUCCUUGAUGGGGACUGGUACGUGUGCUAUCAAAGAGCAAUGCUUCCCUGCAGGAACAACACUGAUAACACAACCUACCAAGAGGAAUUAGAUAAGCAACUCGAAACUCGUUUCAAAGGGGAUUCUGUGGUGAGUACCCUUCAUUAUUUACUUGUUAAUGAUUAUUAAAAGUCCCCAGAGUAUUGAGGGGGGUGGAGACCAGACUAUUGACGGGGGGUGGAGACCAGGGGUGCGUUCAGUUUGCUUGAAUGUUUGCUAUGUUGCUUGUACUGAACGACACGUUUCCCAAAAACGUUCUUGUACGUUCUUGAACAGAUCAGUCUAGACUUUAAGGUAUGUUUGCUCCCGUUUUGUGGGUGUGGUGAGGUGUGGCUUGAAGCAAUGAGUGACGUAUUUAAAGGGCAGUGGCCAUGCUGACAGCGUUCCCCAACCCACAACCCAACCCCUCCCUGUUUUUCAACUGGUCGUUCAAUACAGUACCGUUUCCCUUCAAAUGAAUGUUUCAGAACAUAAAAACAUAUUGAACGCAUCCCAGAGUAUUGAGGGGGAGACCAGAGUAUUGAGGGGGAGACCAGAGUAUUGAGGGGGAGACCAGAGUAUUGAGGGGAGACUAGAGUAUUGAGGGGGAGACCAGAGUAUUGAGGGGAGAGUAUUGAGGGGAGACCAGAGUAUUGAGGGGGGGGGGAGUUGGACCAGAGUAUUGAGAGGGAGACCAGAGUAUUGAGGGGGGAGGGGGGGGGGGGGGCAUAGUAUGGAGGGGGAGACCAGAGUACUGAGAGGGAGACCAGAGUAUUGAGGGGGAGACCAGAGUAUUGAGGGGGACACCAGAAUAUUGAGGGGGAGACUAGAGUAUUGAGGGGGAGACCAGAGUAUUGAGGGGAGAGUAUUGAGGGGAGACCAGAGUAUUGAGGGGGAGACCAGAGUAUUGAGGUGGGGGGCAGAGUAUUGAGGGGGAGACCAGAGUAUUGAGAGGGGUGACCAGAGUAUUGAGAGGGGUGACCAGAGUAUUGAGGGGGGGGGGGGGCAUAGUAUUAAAGGGGGAUACCAGAGUAUUGAGGGGGGCAGAGUAUUGAGGGGGAGACUAGAGUAUUGAGGGGGGGACCAGAGUAUUGAGAGGUAGACCAUAGUAUUGAGGGGGGGGGGGGGGCAGAGUAUUGAGGGGGGGGGGGGGUGGACCAGAGUAUUGAGGGGGAGACCAGAGUAUUGUGGGGGAGACCAGACAAUUGAGGGGGAUACCAGAGUAUUGAGGGGGAGACCAGAGUAUUGUGGGGGAGACCAGACUAUUGAGGGGGGGGGCAGAGUAUUGAGGGGGAGACAAGAGUAUUGAGGGGGGGCAGAGUAUUGAGGGGAGACCAGAGUAUUGAGGGGGAGACCAGAGUAUUGAGAGGGAGACCUGUUAGGCCUACCGCUGCUAGGUAGCUCUCUCUCUGCUCUCCCCUCCCCUCUGUCUGUUCUUGAUUGCAGGAGUGAAGUCUGGUGUGCGGGAGUCAGGGUUCCAGCUGCAGCUCAUUCACCAUAAUCACCUCAGCCUUAAAGACCCGGUCAAACUUGCCACUCAUCGUCAGAUCAUAGUCAAGACGACCAUAUUAUUGGAACCUGACUCCUGCCUCCGCUUCACUCCUGCCACCACCAUCCUGCUUUCCACUACCGGACCUCCGUUUUGGACUCACCACGGACACUAUGACGUUACGGUACCACACCUGCCCUGACCUGGAUCUGUUACCCUCCCUGUAAACCUGGACUUGCUCUUCCCCUAUUAUUGGAAACCUGGACAAAUUGAACUUUGUAAAUAAACCUGUUAACCUUCUCUGGCUCGGUGUAGUUGUCUGCAUUUGGGUUCAAAUCCAGUUAAAUCAUGACAAGACCAGAGUAUUGAGGGGGAGACCAGAGUAUUAAGGGGGAGACCAGAGUAUUAAGGGGGAGACCAGAGUAUUGAGGGGGAGACCAGAAUAUUGAGGGGAGACCAGAGUAUUGAUGGGAUACCAGAGUAUUGGGGGGGUGGACACCAGAGUAUUAUUUUGUAUAAAUAUUAGAUUACCUUUAACAUGAAAACACAUUUUGUUUCAGGUUUAUGGCUUGGUACUGGUUCUGUUCCUGCUUUUUGCGACUUCUAUUCUGACUGCAAUACCUUGGACGGAAAUCUGUUCUAUUCUGACUGCAGGAUUUUGUAGAGUUAUCCGCAGUAUAUGUUCAAAGUAUAAGUGCAGUAAGGGCAGUAACUGUUGCAGGAUGGACUGUAAAAUCACACCUUAUCACAGGGCACUGUUUGAGGAGAAUAUUUGGGAACAGACAGAAAUUCUCAUUGAAAACGACUUCAAGACAACAGCUAAGGAGUGUGUAGUUCUUAAAAUCAGGGAACUACUACAGCCCUCUUCGACUGCAGCCCCUUCAGACACCACCACACAGGGAGGAGGCGGGGCAAGCAGCAGCUCCACCCGUCCUGAGGUGGGAGAUAGUAGGAGCAGCACCACCCGUCCUGAGGUGGAAGAUAGUAGGAGCAGCACCACCCGUCCUGAGGUGGAAGAUAGUAGGAGCAGCACCACCCGUCCUGAGGUGGAAGAUAGAGUGAUCACCCUUGACAACCUUGAUUUUGUCAAGAUAGCUGAUCUACAUUCUCGUAUAAUCAGCUCUUUGUUCCCUGAACCUCCCAGUUCUUCAGCCCCUGCAACCCCCCAACAGCCCAAACAGGGAGAAGACGGGCCAAGAAGCCAGGAAGUAAGAAUGAGACUGUUAGAACAGUGA
This is a messenger RNA of Coregonus sp. 'balchen', 3084 nucleotides long. The record is from the annotation of a GenBank genome assembly. Lineage: Eukaryota; Metazoa; Chordata; Actinopteri; Salmoniformes; Salmonidae.